Molecule: messenger RNA, 1827 nt
Organism: Cladocopium goreaui
Lineage: Eukaryota; Dinophyceae; Suessiales; Symbiodiniaceae
Source: the annotation of a GenBank genome assembly
AUGGUUGAAAAGGAAGAGAACGACAAAGGGAAUGAUCCCGAAGAAGGCAAGAAGGAUGAUGAGAGCAAAGAAGCAGAAGAGGUGGAAGAACGUCAAGGCAAGGAAAAGGAUAAUGGAGAAAAUGAAGAUGCGGAGGAAAAACAGGCCGAAGACCAGACCGAGGCCGAGGUAGAGAAACCAGAAGGUAAAAAGAAGAAGCCUCCAAAGGCUGCCGCAAAGGCUGCUGCCAAAAGUGGAAAAGCAAAGGCGGCGCCCAAGACAAAAGCAAAGGCUGCCAAGGCCAAGGCUCCAGCCAAAAAGGCUGCAGCCAAAAAGGCUGCAGCCAAAAAGGCUGCAGCCAAAACGGCUGCAAAGCCAACGGGUAAGUCUAAACCUCCGCAGGUUGAUGACGAGCAGCAGGUGGAUGCAGAGGAUGAGGAAGAGGAGGAGGAGGGGGGGGAGGAGGAGGAGGAGUGUGCGUCAAACACGGGCCAGAGAGUCAAGGAAGAACCGGCAGAGAGCACCCCAAACAAGCGCAGAAAGGCAAGCAGUGCAGCAGAGGCUCCAGAGGUAGAAAAGCCAGCCGCACAGAAAAAGAAAAGUAAGAAGGAUGGCAAGGAAGACAACAAGAAGAAGGAUAAGCAGGAGAAGAAGGAAAAUAAAGAGAAGACUGACAAGAAGAAUCAGGAGAAGGCUGUUAAGCCCAAGAAGAAGCAGAAGAAGGCUCCCAAAGACGACAAGGCAGAGAAGCCACAGCCAGAAGCCAAGCCACAGCCUAAGAAGAAAGUGAAGGCGGCCGAUUUCUUCAAGAACUUCAAGAUUGAGGCCAGUGACAUAGAGCCAGGGGAGGAGGAGCAAGAAACCAAGAGAAACCGAGUCGCCGCAAUGGCGUUUAAGCGGUUGUUCCCUGGCGUGCCUGCGCACGUGAAGGAAGAGUGGCAGCGGGUCAACAAAUCCGCGAAGCGGGUGGAAGUGACCCAAUGGCUCAUGUCCCGGAUGCGCAAGGUCGAAGGAAAAUGGACGUUCGUGCUCGAUAACUCUUCGAUUGAGAAGAGCCGCCAAAGGCAUGACAAGGAACACUACGGCAACCUGAACCGUGCGGUGCCUCGUUUCAGGGCCAUCCAAAAGUGCGGGAGCUUUGACGCCUUGAAGGUGGCCCUGCAGAACGGUGAGAUCCGUGAGAUCAAAAGCAGUACCACUGGGAAAACUCUUUACCAGUGGGAGGAGGAGGAGGUUGUCAGCAAAGGUGUUGAGAUGGAUCAUGCCACUACCAUUGGGACCGGUUCUACGGGCAUCGGUUCGGGUGUGUUUGAUGGGCUGUGGGCCGCGUUGGAUUUUUCCAGCUUGCAGCCUCAGGGUGCUUCUCUCACGGCUAUGGGUUCGGGCCUUCCGACGUUCCAGCAGCCAGCUUUGGGCUUUGGUGGUAUUUCCCAGCCACAGGCACCUUUUGGAAACCAGUCACCUCCAAUGAUCGGGGAUGGAUCGCCAACGGGUGGAUGCAUGGGCUUGAUUUCUGAAGAGUUGCCGCAACAGCUGUGGCAAAAGCUGGACGAGGCGCUGAGUGUUGCCUCACAGAGUUUGAAUGAGUCGGCCUCGGUGAUUCAAAAUUUGACGCAGAAAGCGUCAAGCGGCUCGCGACUGGCGAACGAUUUGUUGAAUAGGUUGAAUGCCUCCUAUUCCGCUGUACAGCGCAGUCACAGCAUUAUGACGCAGGUCAAAGUGACCAGGCGUGGUCUGCCAGGCAUGCAGUUGAAUCAACAGAAUGCCAAGGCGAUGCUGCAACAGGCGUUCGAUCAGUUGAAGGAAUUGUAUGAAGCGAUUCAAGUCGGCAAAUCUCUUGCCCGCUGA